Messenger RNA from Leishmania major strain Friedlin, 3282 nucleotides. RefSeq names its product tubulin-tyrsoine ligase-like protein. The record is from RefSeq and is a predicted model, not a curated record. Bases 1 to 3282 code for a protein of 1093 amino acids. Gene Ontology annotation, cellular component: cilium. Gene Ontology annotation, biological process: microtubule cytoskeleton organization; protein polyglutamylation. Gene Ontology annotation, molecular function: tubulin binding; tubulin-glutamic acid ligase activity. The transcript has a single exon. Lineage: Eukaryota; Euglenozoa; Kinetoplastea; Trypanosomatida; Trypanosomatidae.
AUGCACUCGAUCCCAAAGCACACUCAGGCCACCCACACCUCUCCGCGGGCCCCCACUACGGCAGAAAGCGCCUCCAGCCAGCCUCAUCAGCGCCACACCGUGGUUCGUGUCGAGGCCGCAUCCAAGAGCGCCGCCCUUGAAUCAGCGUCUGCCUCCGCGUCCGCGUCUGCGACGGACGUGAGCGUUGAGCACUGGGCAUCGUCUCCCUCCCAUUCGACCAUCACCAUCGCCGUGGGUAGUCCACAGUCGCAACACCCCGACCUCGCCCCCGCCGUGCAGUCAAAGGUGAGGGACGACGGAGGCAAUGGCGUUUCACGCGAAGUGGUGGAGGUCGCCACACCCUCGGUGCUGAUCCCAGCUUUCAAAAUCGCCGACACGGUAGAAAACGCGAAGGCGUCGGCCGCCUCUGACGCGCCGCAGAAGGAAGCGAUCAUGACCGCCGAGAUACACCGCGACAAGCGCAUCGUCAUCUCCCGCCCCUCUUCCAUGCACGUGACCUGCAUGACUGACCUGACGCGUCCGUCAGACGCGUACAAGGUGGCGCUCCGCUUGUCACGCCCGUCCAACGCACUCACCCGCCGCUCCCGCCAGCCGCGCAAGGUGGUGAACGUGUGCCUCACAAAGUACCCUCUCAUCCGUAAGAUUGCGGAAGAGAUGGGCUUUGAGAUGGAAACAACGGAAGACGAGCUGAACGAAUACAAGUUCAACCUCUGCUGGAGCGAUACAGUGCUGUCCCUCAUGCGGCUCGUGCGGCUGAGAAACUGGCAGCGCACCAACCACUUCCCAUCCAUGUAUCUGCUCUGCCGCAAGGGGCACCUGAGCACGACGCUGGGGAAGAUGCGCCGCAAGCUGCCCUCGCACUUCGCCUACUACCCGCGCACGUGGUCGAUGCGGAGCGAGCGGAUGCAGCUCACGCAGUACAUGGCAGCCGUCCGCCAGCGUCGCAUCCUCAAGUACUUCAUCUUGAAGCCGAACUCUGGCUGCCAGGGCCGCGGCAUCGUCGUGGCGCGCGAUCCGCUGACGGCGCUGGACGAACACAUCCUUGACAACUACAUUGUGCAGGAGUACGUGCACCGCCCCUUGCUGCUGGAAGGCAAGAAGUUCGAUCUCCGUGUGUACGUGCUGCUCACCUCGAUCCGUCAUCCGUCCAUCUUUCUCUUCAACGACGGUCUCGUGCGCAUCUGCACAGAGCCGUAUGAGACCCCGAAUGAGGAGAACGUGAAGCAAGCCUGCAAACACCUCACAAACUACGCCGUGAACAAGAAGAGCUCGGAAUUCGUCUUUAACACGAAUGUCGAGCACAUGGACGUCGGCAACAAGCGCAACUUCGGCUUCCUCAACCGCUGGCUCGCCGAGGGCGGCCACUCGCCAGACGUCUUCUGGAACGAGGUCGGCUUUAUCGUCGUCAAGACAAUCCUCGCGGCGCAGCCGCUCAUCGCCAAGGUGUACGACUCGUGCUUUCCCACCGGCUUCAACGAGGGCUACUGCUGCUUCGAGGUACUCGGUUUCGACAUCCUGAUCGACAAUAAGAUGAAGCCGUGGCUCAUGGAGGUCAACCACACCCCGUCCUUCGCCACCGAGACGCCGCUGGAUUACCAAAUCAAGAGCAAGCUGAUCUCGGAGGUAUGGAGCAUCAUCGACUGUAAGGUCACCGAUUACGAGAGGGACCGGCAGCGGGAGCGCGACGAGUUCGCAAAGCGCAAUAUGCCGCCGUGGGCAAGCAACCACCCGCUCUACGGGAGCCAGCUCAAGAAGAAUACCUCGCGCGGCGCUGGCGCCGACGGCGCGGACUCGCCCGACCACAACCCUGCGACAACGGCCUGCGCGAACGCAGAGGAGGAGGUACCGCCCUACGUGCAUGCCCGCCGCAACUUUGAGGACACCAAACUGAAGAAUUUCAAGCGCAUCUAUCCGUCUCCCAACUCAGAUGUGCAGCUCGUGUACGACACGAUCCAGAGCCUGGCCACGCUGGAGUUCGCCAAUAGCCGCCUCUACUACAAUAGCACUGUCGCUGCGCCGGUGCCAGUGCCGAUGUCGUCGCCGCCGUCGCCGGGCGUCCGCACGAGUUCCGCGCUGCCCUUCCGCGUUCGACCACCGUUGCUGGGCCCACUGCUGACAGCCUCGCGUAACGGCAGCUCUAACAGUAGCCCCAGCACGGUCCUGCCGCCUCGCACGCCGGCCACAUUGAUGACGCCAAACACCACCUCUGCCGCGCAGGGUUCUGGUGCCGCUGGCACAGCAACGCCCAUAGCCGCAAUCCCUGCCGCACACCUCGCCACCUCCGGCCAAACCGUCACAAGUCCCUCUGUCGCCGCGAACAACGCGUCGGCGCCCGCCGCCCCUUCUGUCACGCCAACUCCCUUGGCCGGUCGCGAGGGCCAGCCUGCCCCUGCCACUAUCUUCAACCUAAUGGAGAAGGACAUUCUGCGCCGUCGUCGCUCAUCGGACGCCCCCAGCAGUGCACUGGCGCUGUCACACACGUCCACCACCCGCAGCAGCACCACACCGUCCGAGAGCGGCGGGACAGCGACCUCCACGCCGGCGGCCGCUCAGUCGCCUCAUCCGCUGCGCACGCACACGCCGCAGCUCUUGCCCACCCAUGUUAGAACGAACUCGUUCGCCGAAAAGACGCUGUCCUCAUCGCAGAAGCCGAGCGUCAAGGCAACAGCGGCAGAUGACACGGCAGCGAGCAGGGCGAAGCCGCGCGUUGCUGAGGUGCAUCGCCUCGUCACCGGGAGUCCACCCACAAUGAUACCCACAACAAUCGACAUCCCGGCGAGCCCCUCGGCAAACGAUGGCACGCCGGCUUCGAACGCAGCUGCGAUGCCGGCCAGCGAGGCCCUGCAGAAAAUGAAGCCGAUGGAGACGGACAAGCCGGACGAUGAGGUGCCGUCGCUAGCUCGCACUGUCGCACCGCAUCCCGCGGCCAACGGUCCCAUCCAUAUCUCCAGGCAUCCUACCCCAGGACAGAAGUUGCGGACGCCUUCACCGGUGUCAACGCCGAACACGAAUGGCCGGCCGCGCGCGAACAGCCACGAACUUUCUUCCAUGACGUGCAAGUCCGUCUCGGUGAGCGGCAGCACGCGUGACCUUGACCUUAGCGGUGUGGCGCACUCUGGCCGGAGGUCGCAGGAGUGCCAGAUGCGCUCUAUACUUCCGCACCAAGAGCCGACCGAGGAAGAGCUGGCUCGGCUGGCAACGCUGCAGGCGAUGCUGGACUACGAGGCCGCCGCCGACCCGCAGCCGGACGAUGACGAUGAUGACUACAACCUGACUGAGUGA